ACAAUGGUUGUUACGUACGACGUCAUUCUACUGAUCUGAUAAACAAAUCUUCCGCAAUUCCUCUUGCACUGCAGUGUCAACAGAAAAAAAUCCAAGCACACACAGGACCAUUCCUAUGAUUUAUUGUGUGAUACAAAUCAUCAAACGAGCCAGAUUUGGGUUCCUUUACAAAAGAUGGAAGAUGAACCGGAUUUGAUUUUUAUAGGAGCUUCUCUGUUAGUGCUAGUUGUAUCUUCGAUAUUGUUUAUAGUUGGACUUUCGACGCCUUACUUCAGUGAGACAAUUGGUGUUAAAUAUAAAACCUACAGCGGGUUAUGGAAACAUUGCCUUGACUACGUUGGUGAUCGUGGAGUAGAAUGUGAGGAAACAGUCAAUAAAGUAACAAAAGAAAAAGAUGAGUUAAAAGUAUGUAAGUCUAUGCUUAUACUUGGACUCCUUUCUAUCCUAGCAUCGAUAUUUUGUGUUGCAUUCAGUUUGUGUCUACGAUGCAAGCCUACUGAAAGAAGAAUAUUACGAAUUUUUGGAAUCGUAAUUACUUUAGUUGCUGUGGUGUGUAUUUCCAUAGGAGUCGCUUUGUAUCCAAAUAUUGCACGUGAAAUAGCUGACUCAUUAACUGAACCAUUUUAUGGUUCCUCAUAUACAUUAUGCGUAAUAGCAAUGUGUCUGACUGGUUUAGCCGCUAUCUUCCAGAUAAUGGACCUCAUUUAUAGAUUGUGUGUGCUGGAAAGGAAGAGGAAUCGUCAGCCACUAAUUUCACAUAACUAACAUUAUCGGAUGGUUCUUUUGUGUUAAAUAAGUUAAAUUAUUCUCUUUGAUCAUAAUAAAGUGUCACAAACUUUUGUCAGCCUGAAUAACAAUGUAUGAAUCGGUUAUGAUCUUGCUUUGGGGUAAAAAUUUCCACAUUUAUUCAAUAAAUGAAAGGCAAAUUUAAGCUUUAA
Mytilus trossulus (common blue mussel) is the source of this 938-nucleotide messenger RNA. RefSeq lists its product as uncharacterized. The transcript is spliced from 4 exons. The record is from RefSeq and is a predicted model, not a curated record. NCBI's taxonomy places the organism in Eukaryota, Metazoa, Mollusca, Bivalvia, Mytilida, Mytilidae. The coding region runs from base 175 to 765 and encodes 196 amino acids. Gene Ontology annotation, cellular component: plasma membrane.